Messenger RNA from Thyridium curvatum, 2529 nucleotides. RefSeq lists its product as uncharacterized. The record is from RefSeq and is a predicted model, not a curated record. Lineage: Eukaryota; Fungi; Ascomycota; Sordariomycetes; Thyridiales; Thyridiaceae. The transcript is spliced from 2 exons. Gene Ontology annotation, molecular function: DNA-binding transcription factor activity, RNA polymerase II-specific; zinc ion binding. Gene Ontology annotation, biological process: regulation of DNA-templated transcription. Bases 1 to 2529 code for a protein of 842 amino acids.
AUGACCUUUGACUUCAACACCGCUGGCGCCGAGGCCCUCUUGCUGGAACUCGGAUACGACCCGCGGGAAACGUAUCCCUUCUCGACGACGGCUGCUGCGACUACUGGUGCUAUCCCAACCACAACAUCGACCGCGAUGCCGCAAUCCAAUCGUCAGAGCCCGCCCGUCACCUGGCCCAUGGGUUUCGAUAUGUCGGGAAUGGGAGCCGUCACCACGGCCCAGUCUCCCAAUGCCGCCUCUGUGACGGCCUCCUCGGACGACUCCCAGGCACCGUCUCCUAGCCAUCACAGUGCGGGACUUCACAGCUCGGCCGCCUCGAGCCCUCACCAACAGCAGUUGUCUCCCUUCCAAGCAGUGUCCCAACCACAUGCCGCCUCAUUACUUGCCGACUGGACCCUACAACAGCAGCAGCAGCAGCAACAACAACAGCAACAGCAUAACCCGUCUGCUCAAGAGCUGCAGUUCCUUCACGACUCGGCGUUGGUGCCCUUCACAUUUGCUGGUCUCCAGCCUUCACCGCUAGAUUACCUCCCAACCACUACGGCGGCCCUCGAGACGGGUCUGCAAAUGGAGCCGACGUUCAACACCAUGGCCCCAGUGGACGACAGCGCUCAGGCUAUGCAUUGGAAUAUGGGCAUGCCGAAUUGGCUUGAUGCCGCCGCAAUGACUUUCCCAACUGAUGGGCUACCCCGCCUCGGCAGUCUCGGCAGCAACUCGCCAACGGGGACCUACUUGGAAGUGCAGUCGCUCGGCUCUGGCAGUGAGAGCGGAUGGAAUCUUGUGGACGUAAACUACGACGCAUACCAACAUGCCCACAAUGCCGCAAUUUUCAACCCCUCGCAGACCCUGCACCUACGAAGCCACUCUGACGCAUCUCACUCUGAUGGGUGCAAUUCGCUUGACAUUGGAAGCUUCGAGGAAGUGACCUUCCCCUACUCGCCAUUCUCUCCCGAGUCAGACACCUGCGCAGACUCUUCAAAUCCCCACGGUCACCGCCACUGCUUUGGAGAAAACCACAGCCACCCGCAUACCACCAUGGAUACUGUGAGCCCCACGGCUGCAGUUGCUCCUGUGCCAAUCAAGGCGGCUGCCGCCACCGCCUCCUCAAGCCGAGUCACGCCGGCAAGCGGAUCUGGUAUCGGAACGAGCUCGUCAACCUCGCCGCCCGCCAGAAGGCUGUCUGGCCCGCGCAAGAGCCCUAUUUCAAAACCUCCCAAGGCUGUCACGCGCAGGACCUCGACGGGCAAGGAUUCCAAGGGUACUGGCGAGAAGAAGGUUGGCCGGCGUCGUGGCCCCCUCCUGCCGGAACAGCGAAAGCAGGCCAGUGAAAUCAGGAAGCUUCGUGCUUGCCUCCGCUGCAAAUUCCUCAAGAAGACGUGUGACAAGGGUGAGCCCUGUGCCGGAUGCCAGCCUUCGCACGCUCGUCUGUGGCAAGUCCCGUGUACUCGCAUCGAUAUCAAGGAUAUUGGCUAUUUCAUGAAGGACUGGAAGGCGGAUUAUGAGCGUCACAUGAGCCGCGGCGUCUCUGUCUAUAACGUCAAGGGCUUCGCUCAGAAGGAGACUCUCAUGUGGAUCACCCAUGGAUACGGCUUCUGCCUGCCUGUCAUGGUCCGGGAGGUGUACGUUUCGGACUCGAGCUGCUUCCAAGUCGACUGGGUCGAGUCGUUUCUGACUGACCAGGAGCCAAUCGACUUUGAGAUCCGCACCGAGGGUCUCGAUGUCGGCCACGAGGGCAUCAGCAUGAACGCUCUUUCCGAGUAUCUGGACAAGCAUAUUGAUGGCUUCUACGAGACAUUCAUCACUGAUCAUUUCGAGGGCACUCCUUUCAUCACGGAGAUUCUUACAACUGCCUACCGUUAUUACAUGAAGGAGAAGUCGCCUGUCAUCCGCAAGGCUCUGAAGCUGGUUCUCGCCUACAACCUCACGAUGCACAUCACCAUGGUUGAGCAGCAGGGCGACGAGUCUAUUGCAGAGGGUCAGAUCGACGAUGAAGACUCCAAGUAUUAUGGCAAGGUCGUGGCCCCCGUCAUGAUCAACUUCCAGAUCAAGUGUGCCCUGGCCGAUAUGUGGCGAGAGCUGCAGAAGGACAUUCUGGAGGAGCUGUCCGCUCUUUACUCGAGCGUAUACAGCGGUGACCGAUUGAAGAACUGGCCGACCAUUUUCAUGCUCGCCUCUAUUCUCUUGGUCGUGUGGGAGGAGAUGCAAUUCGAUUGCCACUACAGAGUCCCGGAUCCUGUUGCAGUCAACAAGUUCUGUUCUGACAUGGAGACGACGCCUGUCGGCGUCAUUGUCGGACUCUUCCACGCCAUCUCUCAGAAGCUCCCUGCUUUCACCGAGUGGGACACCAGGAGACAUGGCCAGCUCCUCAACAAUAACCCUGCAGUAUGUGAGGCUAUGACAGAGGUCAAGCAGCAUGUGCUCAAGCAUGAAGCAUACUUGAGGACCCGACCGGAGUCCAAGUUUGACCGUUACGACUUUGACUCUCUGUCAAAUAAGUUUCUGUCAAAGCUUGUCAUCCGUGCCAACUAA